AUGAUCGCAAUUCAAUUAGAUCGUAAACGCGUCGCAAAAUCUCUUAACUGUAAUUUCGAAGGUGGAGAUCCUUCUACUUUUAUAUUUUAUAUGACGCCUGUUAAAGAGUAUGGUUUUGAUCAUAUCAUUCUCAUCGGAGAACAAUACGCUGGAAUUCUUUUUCUGGACUGCUACGGUCGUGUGUUCGAAUGGGGCUCAAUGUGUAAUGUUUUACGGGUGAUUGGGGAUUUUUGGAGUGAGGUGAAAAAAGAAUCUCGGACUACGCGUAUAUUUUGGGGUUUAGAGUUCGAUGGAACUAUUGAUGAAUAUGAGGACGUAUAG
This is a messenger RNA of Funneliformis mosseae, 321 nucleotides long. The record is from the annotation of a GenBank genome assembly. NCBI's taxonomy places the organism in Eukaryota, Fungi, Glomeromycota, Glomeromycetes, Glomerales, Glomeraceae.